AUCCCCACAGUCUGGAUGUUCUCUCAGGACAAAUAGGUAGAUCGCAUAUUAAUUUCCAUAACCACGUGACGUUCCGUCCCGUCCUCUCCUUUACCUUCACCAGUGGUUCAAUCACCGCUCGGAAAAACCGCCUGCAAACUCUGCCAUUAUAUCCCGAAUCACGAGGUCUCCAAGAUAACAUCACCGCAAAACCCUCAUUCCAUUUCCAGCCCUCAAUUUGAAAUUUGAAUUCGGAACAGCUACAACGAUCUUCAUUACAAGAAAACACAAAAUCAGCGCGGUAAGCCUAAGGAAGUGACCGGAUCCCAGUUACUCCGCUUCCCAAAGCUCGCCUCCUCGCCUUCUCCUCCUCUCCAGUAUUACUUCACCUCACCUCCUCUGGGUCUUUGCCUCUUCCAUUUCCGCCUGAAGGGAAAAAUCUCGCCCGAAACCCAAACCCUAAGCCUAAUGGCACGGAGGGCUCGGAGAGGAGGAGAAUCUUCGAGCGGUGGGAGGACCUCCAGCGGGGGCUUCGGCGCUGGGGCCAAAGUUGAGGUGCGCAGCGAUGACGAGGGAUUCCGCGGCGCAUGGUACGAGGCCACCAUCGUCCGAUCCCUCAAACGCCGCCGCUACUCCGUCGAGUACGUCUCUCUCGUUUCCGAUGCGGAUCCUUCCGAACCCCUCCAUGAGAUUGUCCGCCGCUCCCACGUCCGCCCCCCGCCUCCUCCGCCACCCUCCCCCGCCGAUUACCAGGUAUACCAGCGUGUCGAGGCUUUUCACAAUGAUGGGUGGUGGGCAGGGGUGGUGUCCAGGCUUCACGGCGAGGAUUCUGGGAGGUUUACUGUGUCCUUCCCCAACACAAGAGAGGUGAUGGACUUCCCGCCGUCGGAUAUCCGGCCGCUGCUGGAAUGGGUCCGUGGACGAUGGAUCGUCGCUCGAGACCAGGACGUGGCUGAGCCACUGUUCAGUGUGGGAGCACAGGUCGAGGUUAGCCGGGAAAGAGAGAACUAUGGGACUUGGUUUGCUGCUACGAUUGGACGUGUGGUCAGCAAGUCCAUAUUUUUGGUGGAUUACAAGACCCUGAGAGAUGUCACUGACAGAGAGUUGUCAAUGGAGAUUGUUGAUGCUCAAUACAUUAGGCCUGCACCUCCCCUUGCAUCAGAAGAUGAGAAUUUCAGCUUACAUGAUGUUGUUGAGGUGCUUUACCAUGGCGGUUGGUUGCUAGGAGUUGUUUCUCAGAUUCCUAAUGGGUCAAAGUACAUUGUCAGGUUGAGGCACUAUGAUGAGGAGAUGGAGUUUAAUCAUUCUGAAAUGAGAUCCUGCCAGGUAUGGGAGGAUGGGCAGUGGAUCAGCUAUUCCUCCCAGGACAAGAAUAGAAAAUCACCAAUGCUCAGUGGAGCCAGGUCUGCUGGACCUCGAAGGCAAUCUCAUGCUGGCAAAAGAUCUAGUCUUCCUAUUUCAGUAACAACAUCAAGUGAUGAUGAUGAUGGUGUCCCAUGUGUUCCUCUUUCUGGUGUUCUGCAUUGGAAGCGUAAGAAGACUGAAGGAUUGGACACUGAAGGUCAGAUGAGCUCAUCUCAACCUUGCAGAAAAGUAAAGCAAGGAAAGUUAUUUGAUUAUAAGUUACACUCACAAGAUCGUUUUUCUUCAAAAACUCCAUUGGGGGUGGAGGUGGAAACCCAAGUUGCUAAGCCAUUGCUAGAAGAUAGCCUCUCUUCAUUGGAUGUGCGGCAUCGUCUUGAAAGCACCUCUCCUGAGAAGACUGCAAUAAAAUUACUACAAAAUCCCUUAUCAAUGGAGCUAAAUUAUGGGCAAAACAUGACUGAGAUGAAUGGUGUAACUAAAUUAUUAACCGGGAGGAAUGAGCCUUCUGAAUUUAUGUACAAGGGAUCUGAACAUCAAUCAAAAGAAUCUGGCUUCAACCAUUCUCCGGUUGAUGAUGACGCCAGCGAGUUCCUCCCGAUUACAGAAUGGGGAAGUUGUAAAGGUUCCCGUGGUCCUAGAGUGGGAUCUAUGAAGCGAAUAAAGAAGCUUGCUGUUCGGGCCCCACAUCGACAGAAAAAGUCCCCUGAAAUUAGCAUGAAACAAUUGUCAGAGGAGGAGAUGAGGACAAGGAAGAGAGGCAGGCCUGCAAAGAGAAGCAUAGAAUCGCAACAAGCAGAAGAUUUGCCUGAGGAAGUUGCUGAAGAAGAACCUGGGAGGCAAGAAGUUGAGCAAUCAAAUCAAGGUCAGUCUGGUGAUGCAUCUGUUGAAAGUCAAGCACAUGGUCAUCAUGAUGAAGCAACAGGGCACAAAGAUCCCCCACUUCUUGUGAAUAUGCAGGAUUCUCCAACUAGUAAUGCUGUCAGCAUCUGUCAAACUGAUCAACAUAUUGAUGUAUUGGAAGACAGACAGACUAUGCCUCAGAUAAAAUUAUUAACUCAAGUUGAUAUACCAAUCAACGUUUCCACAACACAACAAUCGUCAUUCAUGUUAGCAAGCUCAUUCUGCGCUAGGCUUGAUGAAAUCUCAACUUUUGAUUCUCAUCAUAAGGAGGCAGCAAUUGGCGCUGAAGAGGGAGUUCUUGUAUCUGUUUCCAAGAAAGAUGAUGCUGCUUCAUGUGAAGCUCUUAAUCCCAGUGAGUCACCAUCAAAUAGAACUUCUGAUGAGAACAGGGAGGCUUUGUUUGAUCCAUCAUCCAGUCGUUCAUCUUCGAAAGAGGUAAUAUUGCCAUUUGUGAAGAGUUCUUUUAUGUGGGAAUCAAUCGAAGCGAUGGAUAUAUUCCAUAUAAUGCCGCAACAACCACAUUUCCGCCCAUUGGAGCAGUACUCUAUGGAGUUUCGAGAAGGAAUGGCCAUAGGUCUGAUGGUAUCAUUUGCAAACCUAGCAGCUAACAUUCACAAAUUAAACAUUGCUGAUAACAUAUCCAUUUUUGAAGAAAGGUUGAAGGCUCUUGGCCCCUUGGAAGCGAAUGGUUUUGAUGUUGGACGUCUACGUGCCUGCCUAGAGGAGUUGCUGGAGAUGCAAAGUAGUCAAAGGCAAUCUGAGAGUAAAAAAGCAGAAUUGGAAAGAAAGAUUGUAGAGAGAAAAGGUGAUAAUGACAGGCUUGGUGCAUUAGCUGUUCAAUUAGAUAAAGCUAUCAUGGAAGUGGAGCAAAAUCUAACCCGUUUCCGGGAGAGCAGAGAGGUGGUCAUAAUGCAAAUGAAAGUUAAUGAUGCCGAGAUAUCAAAAUUACAAAAGGAUGUGCAGGAAGCUGAGGAAGCAUAUCGUUCGGUAGAACGUCAUUUCAAUACUACAGUAGUUGCUCCAUGGUGAAGGUAACUCGAACACAUCAACCAAGGGUUUCCUACUUUUGUGUAAAUAUGAUGUUCAGAUUGGAAGCUCUUCGUUUCGUUAUCUUCACUUCUCGAUGUCUCGUGAUACAUCUCAAGUUCCAUUUAAAUGGUUUUUUUUGGUCAAGUGAACUACCGUCGUCUUAGUUAGGUAUAUCUGAAAGGUUCCUACAAUGUAACAGAAAUCUGAAGGCAGUUCAGAUUGGAUGCUCCGUUCUUAAACCUCUAUUUUAUUUGGUAUCUCUGUUGUGGGAAACCUAUUGCCGAAAAAAGGUUUUUUGGUAAUUAAAAAGUUUGUUUUUUGAGUUC
This is a messenger RNA of Elaeis guineensis (African oil palm), 3599 nucleotides long. Lineage: Eukaryota; Viridiplantae; Streptophyta; Magnoliopsida; Arecales; Arecaceae. The record is from RefSeq and is a predicted model, not a curated record.